UUAACCUCAUCGUACUCGCCUUUCUGUGACUUUACAUCGUCGUUGGUUCUUUUCACGGAGCGGAUCUCUUCACCCGUGUGAUCGGAGGAUCUGCAAGAGUUCCUUACCCAGAAAAAAGAGCAAUACGAUUACCCAAUCCAUAUGGCUUCAACGAGCAGACGGAAUUCUCUCCAAGAAGAUGAUGCGGAAGAAGAGGUGCAACAUUUCGAUGAUUUCACUCUUGCUUCAUCCUGGGAAAGGUUUAUUUCAGAUAUUGAAGCAACUUGUCGUCAAUGGCUAGCCGAUGGUCCCAAAAACCUAGUGGAAAAGGGUGCUGUUACAGUGGAAGAUUCCAAGAAUCUGUUUAAGGUCAAAUACGACCUGAAAAAUGUCACAAAGAGCUACUGUAUGGAGUUCUACUUCCAAAUUGACGAUAAUGGUAGCCAACAAGGUGUAUAUGAUUACAGGGUAAUAGGGAGAAACUGUAUUUUCUUUUUCAUGAUUUGGUAUCUGACUGAUGCAGCGGGAGUUGAUAAUUGGAACACUAGUUCACAUGAUCUCCAGCUUUGCUUUGGGGUGAAGGAUUUUCUGUUGAUUGCGCCACAAAGUGCCAGUGGGGUGCUUCUUGAUACACCGGAGUCUAGCAAGCUUCUGAGUUCGGUUGCUAUUGCUUUGUCUAACUGUGCCAGCUUGUGGCCAGCCUUCGUCCCUGUGCAUGACCCUUCACGGAACGCAUAUAUUGGAAUCCAGAAUAUGGGCACUGUUUUUACUAGAAGAUUUGAAGCAGAUCGCAUUGGUAGUCAAGUCCCUGUGAAACUCAUGCACCUAGAAGGACUAUAUGAGUUGUUUGUUUCUAAGUUUGUUUAUUCUGGAGUGGACUUCUCAAUGCAUACUUUCAAAGUUCAUUUUAUGAUGAGGCUAACAUACGAAACCUUCACAUCUGACGAGGAUGAUGAGAACAGUGAUAUUGAUGAAUUUAUGGGUGACAAAGCUGACACUGCAGAACACCAUGGCUCUGAGUCACGCAACAAGGUGCACUGGGACGAUGAUUGUCCUUGGAGUGAGUGGUACUCUGCUGAAGAUCCACUUAGAGGAUUCGAAUUGGUGGUCACAUGGGCUGAUAGGACUGUAGAAAACACACUUGAGAUGGCUGAACUUGAAAAUGCUACACCUCAUGAAGCUGAGAAGUGGAUUUUACAUCCAGUCCUCUCACCAUAUCUGGGUGAGCCUUCACAUGGGAAAAGAAUUGAUUUUUCGUCCCAACUACUUUGCUUGGUUGGAGCAUUGGAUACGUCUUUCACAGCUCAGUUUAUGGAGGAUUUCGUGUCAGUGGAAAACUCAAGCUCUGAAAGUUUGAAGACUUCAGUGGUCAUACCUCCUCCAACAGUUCUUGAUCGGGUGAUUAAAGAUCUCUUUCAUGAAGGAUCUAAACUCCCAAAUUUUACUAAAGGCGAACACCGGCUUUCUCGAGCUCUUAAGGCUGCACCGCUUGAAUCUCUGUUCACACAAUUUUGUUUGCACUCACUGUGGUUUGGCAACUGCAAUAUCCGUGCCAUUUCCUUUCUCUGGGUAGAGUUUGUCCGUGAAGUUCGUUGGUGUUGGGAAGAGUCACAGCCGUUGCCAAAAAUGCCAAUCGACGGUUCUAUUGAUUUAUCCACUUGUUUGAUCCACCAGAAGUUGCAUCUGCUUGCAAUUUGCAUUGAAAAAAAUCGUGAAAUGAAUGAAGAGUUCCUAGACUGUAUAGGAAGUGACGACAGUUCAGAUGCUUCUGUUUCCGUGGAGGAAAAUCACAAGGUCGACAAGAGAAGAAAUAGAUCCUCAAAAGCAGGCCUACAGAGGAAACGUGACAGCUCAAUUGCAGAAGAUACAUCUAAUCAACUCAGAUUUGAGAGGAAAGCUGAAAGCAAAAAUUCUGUGAACCAAAUCCGUACAGAUGCCUUCAGGAGGGGUUCAGCUGGACCAGUGGGGACCAUGAUGCUCCUGAAGUCACAUCAGCCACUCCAUGCCCCAUUUACCCAGGAUCCACCUCUUAUGACUGAGGACAUGCACGAAGAGAGACUCCAGGCUGUGGAGGCGUUUGGUGAUUCCCUUAACGUUCCUGGCCAGUUGGAGAAGGACAUCUUAUUAUCUGACAUGUCAGCUUUCAAAGCAGCAAACCCAAAUGCUGUGUUCGAGGACUUUAUCAGAUGGCACUCACCUGGAGAUUGGGAGAGCUCUGAGCCUGAAGCUGCUGAAGCAUCGGCAGGCUCCAGCACCGAGGGCUCGAAGGAUAAAUGGCCUCCUCAUGGUCGCCUUUCUAAACGGAUGUCUGAUCAAGGAAAUCUCUGGCGGAAAAGUUGGAAUGAUGCACCCGCUUUGCAAGCCGAUGACCAAAAACCCCUCCUAGACCCAAACCGAGAGGGAGAAAAGAUUCUUCAUUACCUGGAAACAGUGAGGCCCCAUCAGCUCCUUGAGCAAAUGGUCUGCACAGCCUUCAGAGGAGCAGCCGACACUCUUAACCAGACAAACUUCGGGGACAUGAGACAAAUGACCUCUAAAUUGGAACAGCUCUACCUCAUCAUCAAAUCUACUUUGGGAGUUCUACAGCGCAACCAUGUUCCAGAUAGAGAACAGGCCGUCAAAGACCUGAGACGUCUCUGCGUGGCCUUUGAACACGUAGAGAAGUUGGUAACGGUCGCAGCAUCUCUUCACAGAAAGUUCCUUGACGCAUCACGCCUUGCUCAAGUUAUAUUCAGCGACUUCUACGCCCUUUAUGUUCCAAUGAUGGGAAUAAACUCAAAUGACGAAGAAGAGAACAAAAGCAGGACGCAGGAGAUGCAAGUAGGGAGACAGGAAGUGAGUUUCAGAGAGAGACAAGUGGUGUCGAAUCUGUUCUCGCCGCCAUCAGCGAACCAGUCUUGGAGAAAAGUGUUGAGUAUGGGAAAUCUACUAAACGGACACGAACCUAUUCUCAGGGAGAUCAUUUUCUCCACCGGAGAUGACGUCAACAACGGAAUCCAUUACGCUGCAGCUGCUGAUGUGGCGGCCAGCGGUGACCGGAGAGGGGAAGAAAUCGAGACACAUAGAAUGUACGUCUCUGGAACAUCUAACGAUCUCCGAGUUGCACUCUCUGUCACUUCCUGCGAUUGAAUUCUUUUUUUCAUUUUGGUCCUUUAAUUUUCGAUAUUUAUUAUUUAAUAGAAAUUUAGCAAUUGAACAAAUUUCAAAGCGUAAUUUAUUCCUUGAUGUGUAUUAAUUCAGACAAUAAAUAAAUCUCACAUAAAUUUAAGUAUUUAACAUUAAGGAA
Molecule: messenger RNA, 3265 nt
Organism: Brassica oleracea var. oleracea
Lineage: Eukaryota; Viridiplantae; Streptophyta; Magnoliopsida; Brassicales; Brassicaceae
Product: rab3 GTPase-activating protein catalytic subunit
Exons: 21
Coding region: 142-3108 (988 amino acids)
Biological process (GO): positive regulation of GTPase activity
Molecular function (GO): GTPase activator activity
Source: RefSeq, a predicted model, not a curated record